AUGGAAUCACUCGAUCCAUGUCGCGAUAGCGGUCCACCUCUGCCAAGGCACCGUUCAGAAUAUCAUUGUUCACUUGAACUCGCGGAUCUUCGGGCAUUUGUGGAAUAUGGUCCCCUUGUAGCUCCACUUUUUCGGGAGGUAAACCCGGGCUUGGACCAUGAAGUGCGGUGGUCGUUACUCAAGCUAGCGGAUCUGGCAUUCAGGGCGAUAGACGAACCGGUUCCCAAGUUGACGAUACAUUUACCCGCUCAGCCGACUCCUGUUGAACCCCAGCCGAGCAAGAAACUCAAACUGAGUCUCAGUCUCGGUGGGAUUAAUUCGAGUAAGUCCCCUAGACGUGCCCAUCCCGUAGAUUGUUUUCUUACCACUACUCUAGGUGCGCCCUCUCCCCGAGUUGGCAAUGAAGUUGCUUCUGUGCAUGAUGUCAAGCCGCCUGAGAGCGCGACUCUCCCAUCGGCCAAGCUAAUUCUCAAACCUCCCAAGUUGCCUUUCGUGGCCACUCCAGCUCCACCACCACCCAAAUCCAAGCCGGUCGCAAGUUGGGCUAAGAGUGGCCUUUCCUCACAGGAGAAGAAGAUGAUUGAAGCCAUCCUGAAACGAAUGAUCGGUCAUCCAUCCGCAGUGUGGUUCUUGCAUCCAGUAGAUCCUAUUAGACAUGGAGCACCAACUUACUUUGAUGUCGUAAAACAUCCCAUGGAUCUUUCAACAAUAUCCUCAAAGUUGAAGAGCGGACAAUAUGCUUCUAGAAACGAUUUCGCUGAUGACUUCAAGUUGAUGUUGUCCAAUGCUUAUCUAUUCAACCCAGUGGGCACAGACCCCCACAAUGACGCCUUAAAGCUCGACGAUGCCUUCCAGAAAUUAUGGAAACAGACGGACGAUGUCGUAGAAAAGGACAAGGCGAAAGUCAAACCGCCACCACCACCUCCUGUUGUCAUGCCCACAGCCCCGACACCUGAUGUGGAUGUGGAUGAUGAGUUGAUGGAGGCAGCCAAUGUCCCUCCUGAGCAGGAAGGCGGGGACGAGGAUGCGCCAUUUGACGACGAUGUGGACGAAUUACUCCUGGGUUCGACAUCACAAUCUGCACCUCCACCUCAGAAAAUCAAGAUUAAACCUGUUCGGAGACCGGCACCCGACUUGGACGAUUUGGAUGCUGAACUAUACGAUGCGGCCGACGCGUCGGGUCCCUCCCAAACUACCAAGAAGGAGCCAUUCUCCCGAG
Molecule: messenger RNA, 1219 nt
Organism: Acaulospora colombiana
Lineage: Eukaryota; Fungi; Glomeromycota; Glomeromycetes; Diversisporales; Acaulosporaceae
Source: the annotation of a GenBank genome assembly